CAAACGUUAGCUAGAUCGACACUGAAUCAGAUAAUUUAAUUUGAUAGACCUAAAUACGUGUGAGCACGUAAUAACAUUUUAACGAUAACGAGACACAUUACGAAAGUCAAACCGAUAACGAAUGUGAAUAUUUGCUAUGCGCCUACAGUGUCUGUCGUCAACACAACAUGAAGACAGUGCUACAAACAUUCACGUGUUUAAUUAAGUGUUAAAAAUUUAAUUUAAAUUAAAGGUCAAUAAUCUCUGUAGGAACCACAAAUUAAAAUUGUUGUGUUCGAGUGAUAAAAAAAUGUGCAUUGUUUGUGAACUGACGUUAAAUUCGAAACUUACGUAAUAUUUAGUAAAAAAAAUAUUGUUUCGAGAAAUGUGAUUGGUGAUUUCGAAUUCUAAAAUGUCGAGAAUUGAAACGAAUAAAGUUCCCCCUGAUGGGGGCUAUGGAUGGAUUGUGACCAUAGCUUACGCUAUGAACAAUGUUGUUGUACUUCCCUUAAUCGCCGGGUUUGCUCUGGUGUUGAAUGACACUGAUCUGACAGCCACACAGGUCACAUUCGUCAUCGUAUUAAACCACAGCAUUGGUAUGCUCCUGUCAUUUUUUGGUGGACCCAUGCUAAGUCGUUUUGGGUACAGAAAGGUUGCCGUGUUGGGCGCCAUUUGUAUAUCAGCUGGUCUAAUGAUUAUGUCAGCUGCAACUGAAUUCUGGCAAUUUAUAUUAUCAUACAGUAUUAUUUGUUCAACGGGCGUAGCUGCUAUCAUGGCGGCGUUUACAUUAGCAAUUAAUUCAUUUUUCAAAGAGAAGAGAGGAAGAGCCGUUGGUGUUGGCAUGUCAAUAACAGGAUUAGGUUCUAUAUACAUGCCUUUACUAAUGAGUACAUUAAUGUACGCCUAUGGAUGGAGAUACGCAGUAUUAAUUUUAAGCGCAAUUUGCCUCCAUUCACUAGUAGCAGCUUGUUUACUUAGACCCGCUAAGUGGUACUUAAGAGAUCCACCCACAUCAGAAGAAGCAGUGCCUCUUAACAAGGAACCGGAAGUGGAACUCGUUAAUGGCAGUGUAACGCCAUCAUCUAAAACUGUUGGCAUUGCAUCAUUUCCACAAUUAGUUGAUGAAUCUGGAGAAAAUGGUGUGCUUCCGUCCAAGAGUCUCUCAAUGCGAUCACUCACGAGUAGUUCUAGUCUUCAAACCAGAAACGCGAUAUCACAUCCUGAUAUUCGUAACAAAUUGCCUGAUGCUCCGUUGUCGGAAUCACGAUACAAAUGGUGGGAGUCUCAAGAAAUAAAUCUGAGUAGUUCCAUAAAUAUAUUUAAUGAAACAGAAAACUCGAAAGCAGUUAAUGUUCGUGAAAAAGAAGUUGUUAAAGAGAAGGAACAUAAAGGAUACUUACAGCAUUUCAUUCAGUUUUUCGACUUGACGCUUUUGAGCGAUCCUAUAUUUGUGAAUAUUAUAUUUGGUCUAUCAGUAGCUGCUUGUGUUGAGACCAACUUUUCUCUUUUGCUGCCCAUCAUUCUUAAAGACAUGAUGAAGUUUGAAACAAGCGACAUAGCUAAGCUGAUGUCCGUGAUUGGGUUCUCAGACACGCUGUUCCGAUUCGUUUCCCCAUUUAUCGGAGAAUGGUGCAACAAGUCACCGCGUGUCAUGUACAUGGUCAGUUUACUUAUGAUUAUCUUCACAAGAACCAUGAUGCUGUUUACAACAUCCUUCAUGGGCAUGUUGUUCGUAUCUCUGGCUCUUGGCAUCACGAAGGCCCUGAGAACAGUGUAUGUCAACAUUGUGAUACCGAACUAUGUACCCAUACACAGACUGGCUUUCGCUUCCGGAAUCCAAAUGUUCUUCAGUGGCAUCACGAUUUUCACAAUCGGAUCCUUAUUGACUCGAGUGCGCGAGUCCUCUGGUUCCUACAUCAUGCCAAUCAUAGUACUAAACUUCGUUACUCUACUAACUAUUAUUUCUUGGAGUGCUGAAUUUCUAUACUUCAGAUAUUUUAGAAACACAUCGAAAUCUGAACCAGAGCCCGUCACAUAAUAGUUUGAAUAUCUUUUUAA
Spodoptera exigua (beet armyworm) is the source of this 2037-nucleotide messenger RNA. The record is from the annotation of a GenBank genome assembly. Lineage: Eukaryota; Metazoa; Arthropoda; Insecta; Lepidoptera; Noctuidae.